This is a messenger RNA of Anolis sagrei ordinatus, 3170 nucleotides long. Its product is annotated as zinc finger and SCAN domain-containing protein 22-like. Gene Ontology annotation, biological process: regulation of transcription by RNA polymerase II. Lineage: Eukaryota; Metazoa; Chordata; Lepidosauria; Squamata; Anolidae. The record is from RefSeq and is a predicted model, not a curated record. Gene Ontology annotation, molecular function: RNA polymerase II cis-regulatory region sequence-specific DNA binding; DNA-binding transcription factor activity, RNA polymerase II-specific.
GUUUAACCAAAUCUGGAAGGCUAAAUGUUUUCCCAACAGGGUUUUCAAAGGGUUAAGCUGGUAGAGCUGAGCUGCCUAGAGAGGGCUGUGAAAGCCAAAGGAGGGAGGAGUAAACAUUGCCAAAAGUGGGGCAGAGGGGGCUUUUGUUCUUAUUGAAACUCCAAGAGAGAAGGAAGGAAGGGAGAGGGUCUGGCCUGGCUUGGCCUCUGUCUUUGGAGGCACCCAAAAGAAAGGAAAGGAGGAGAAAGAAAAAGGAGGAGGGCGCAUAGGAAGAGGUCUGGCUAACCAUGGGUCCAAAGAAAGUCGGUGCCAAGAAGAAAAGGAUGAUGUGCUUGGAUAUAAAGCACGAAAUCAUCGAGAAACACGAGCAAGGUGUGCGUGUUGUCGACUUGGCAAGGCAGUACGAUCGUAGCGCUUCAAUGAUAUGUUCGGUUUUGAAGCAGAAGGAGUCAAUCAAGGCCAUAACGCCAGCCAAGGGCGUCACGAUUAUUUCAAAGCGCCGGACUGCUCUCCACGAAGAGAUGGAGAAGUUGUUGUUGGCGUGGAUGACGGAGAGCCAGCUCGCGGGAGAUUCCGUGACCGAGAGCAUCAUCUGCGAGAAGGCACGGGCCAUUUACAGGGAUUUGAUGCGUCAGACGCCGGGAACAUCAACGGAUGAGGCACCGAAAGAGUCGUUCAAAGCCAGUCGGGGAUGGCUUGAUAAUUUUAAAAAGAGGAUUGGCAUUCACUCCGUCGUUAGGCACGGUCAUGGUCAACACUUCCAAAAACAUCCAGACUUUGGGGAGAAGGAAAGAGUGAAAAUGGAUCCAGAAGAGCCUAGAAGCAGUAUACAAAGCAAGGUGCUGGAAAGCACAGGAAAACAUGGCCUAGGUUUCAACUCCAACGUAGAUCAUAAUGAAAGAAAUGAAUCUCCGGAAGUGAUGUAUUCUGGGGCGACGGGAAUGUCUCUCUCCAGGGUCCUUCUUCCUCCAGUGCAGCAAGACGAAUGUACAGCCCAGCUCUGGGAAUCCCAGAAGUUCCUGAGGACAAUGGAGUGCUCUCACUCACAAUGGACAUCCCCACCAUUGUCCAAGGAGACCACGCCAUUAGAGGACACCAGGGACUUCCUGGCCUCCUUUGAGCGCGUGGCCGAAGCAUGCCAUUGGCCGAAGGAAGAGUGGACGACCCGACUCCUGCCGGCCCUCAACGGAGAAGCCAAGGAGGCCUUUCUCAACCUGGACGAUGAAAACAGAGAGGACUAUGAGAAGGUCAAGGCGGCCCUCUUGAGAGGAGAUGCCAUCAUCCGAGAGAAGGACCGUCAACGCUUCAGGGGGUUUAGAUGCUUGGAGGCCGAAGGGCUGAAAGAAGGUUACAGACAACUUCAGGAACUUUGCCGCCGGUGGCUGAAGGUGGAGAGACGUUCCAAGGAGGAGAUGCUGGAGAUGGUGGUUCUGGAACAGUUCCUGGCCCUCUUGCCCACAGAGGUCCACGACUGGGUCAUGGGGCAUUACCCGGAGACCGGCUCCCAGGCGGUGGACCUGGCCGAGGAUUUUCUUUUGCGGCAGCGAAAGGCUGAAAGGGAAGAAGAACAGGUGCCGCAGGAAGUAUUGGAGGCUGCAAGGUGCUCAGAGUCAGACCAGCUUGUGUCGGAUGAACAGGGGCAGCUGCCCAUCAGCAUAAAGAAGGAAAAGGAGGAUGAACUGACCAGUAUGUUUGAAGACUCUGCUCCCUCUGCUUCUCCUUUGAAUCCAACAAAAAAGGAGUGGGGGACCCCAGAUGACAACGAGAAAUGUAUGCCCAAAAUCUCUAGUGUUGUGGGAUCCUACGAGUCAUCAGCCUGGAAGGUGGAGGAGAAUGUUACUGCAUCUUUCAAGGAGAAAAACUCAUCCCUUGUUUUGGGCACCGAAAAUGGCGUUGAUUGGCUGAAGCAGGAGUGGGAACCGUGCAUAAUAUUAUCAGCGAAAACAGAUGUCGAAGCCACAAAAGAGAGUGUGAAUGCCUCAAGAAUGGUGGAAGGAGAACAUGCAAAGGAAAGAAGGGAGGGAUGCUUUCCUGGUCUCCUUGAAAACCCAGUGGAAAAGGAACAUAAGGCGGACGCAGUGGAGAAGUUGUACGUGUGCUUUGUGUGCAGGAAAGGCUUCAACCGCAUCGAAAGCCUUGCUUCACACCAAAGAAUCCACCAGGAAGGGAAACGGUGCAGCUACUCCGAAUAUGAAAAGGGCUCCUGUGAUCAGUCUACUAAGCACCAAGGGAGACACACAGAGAAGAAGCCAUAUCAAUGCGCUGUGUGCAAGAAGAGCUAUCAGCAGAAGGUGCGCCUGAUAAUGCAUCACAGGAUUCACACAAAAGAGACUCCGGGGAAACACUUGGAGUCUGGCAAGAGUUUCGUUCCCAACACAAGCUUGGCUUCAAACCAGAAGAUUUACACGGGAGAGAAGCCGUACCAGUGUCCGUUCUGCAGGAAAAGCUUCGGCUACAAGGCCAGCCUUCUUUCCCAUCAGAUCAUUCACACGAGAGAGAAGCCGCACAAGUGCUCCGACUGCAGCAAGAGUUACUUGAUUCAGUCCAGCCUCAUGAAGCACAAGAGGAUUCACCGAGGAUGAAGGAAGUGUCUGGGAGCAAGAAAAGACUUCCCAAGAAGGAGAGAAGCCAUAGAAGUGCUCACUCUGUGGGAUUAGCCUUACUUACAAUGGAGAGUUUUUAUGCACACUCAACAAAUUAAUCCGGUCCAUACAAAUGUGUGUUGUUGUUGUUGUUCAUUCGUUCAGUCGUCUCCGACUCUUCGUGACCUCAUGGAGCAGUCCACGCCAGAGCUCCCUGUUGGCCGUCACCACCCCCAGCUCCUUCAAGGUCAGUCCAGUCACUUCAAGGAUGCCAUCCAUCCAUCUUGCCCUUGGUCGGCCCCUCUUCCUUUUGCCUUCCACUUUCCCCAGCGUAAUUGUCUUCUCUAGGCUUUCCUGUCUCCUCAUGAUGUGGCCAAAGUACUUCAACUUUGUCUCUAGUCUCCUUCCCUCCAAUGAGCAGUCGGGCUUUAUUUCCUGGAGGAUGGACUGGUUGGAUCUUCUUGCAGUCCAAGGCACUCUCAGCACUUUCCUCCAACACCACAGCUCAAAAGCAUCGAUCUUCAAAUGUGUAAAUAGCAGAAAUAAUAUUAGCAAUAAAUCAAUAAAUAGGAAAGAAUUAAACCUAAA